Cyanistes caeruleus (blue tit) is the source of this 2697-nucleotide messenger RNA. The record is from RefSeq and is a predicted model, not a curated record. Lineage: Eukaryota; Metazoa; Chordata; Aves; Passeriformes; Paridae.
UCUGGCGGCGUUGCGGGCACGGCCCCGCUGACCGGGCUGGCGCUGCUGCCGCUGCUCCUGGCCAUGCUGCUGGGCUCCUGCCCCUGCCUGCGCCGCCGAGGACACUUCCAGGUUUUUUACUGGACCCACCUCUCCUACAUCCCCGUGUGGUUCCUGCUGCUCCUGCACGCUCCCCACUUCUGGAAGUGGUUCCUGAUUCCCGGCUCCCUGUUUUUCCUGGAGAAGGUUCUGGGCUGGCUGUGGCGCCGGGCGGGAGAUCUGCACAUCCUGGAGGCCAGGCUGCUGCCCUCCAAGGUGACGCACCUGGUGAUCCAGCGGCCGGAAUCCUUCCGCUUCCAGCCGGGGGAUUUCGUCUUCCUGAACAUCCCGGCCAUCGCCGCCUACGAGUGGCAUCCCUUCUCCAUCAGCAGCGCUCCGGAGCAGCCAGGAACACUCUGGCUGCACAUCCGGGCGCGGGGCCAAUGGACCAACAAGCUCUACGAGCACUUCCAGCGGCUGGAAUCGCGCGGCCCGGAGCCGGAUCCGCCCGGGAAGAGCCGCAGGGAGCGCUGGGAACAGGUGGGAUCGAGUGGAUCCCAUGGGAUCAUCCCGGUCUGCAGCCGGGGAACCCCUCGGGAUGGACAUUCCCAGCCGCAGAUCCCUGGGAGCGGCGAUCCCAGCGGAGAUUCCCGAUCUUUGUUCCCAGGAAGGAUCCGUGGCCUCCGGCAGGGACGGAGCCGUGGAGCUGCUGGCGUUCCGAGCCUCCGGAGCCGCUUUCCCGGGAAAGGACCCGGAGCAGGGGGGCUCCGGGCCCAGAGAGACCCUGCGGAGCUGCAGCGUCAAGGUGAGACAUUCCUGCCUUUCCUGGAUCCCAGGAAACGGCCUGGGAGCAGCAUUCCAUCCAUCCCAGCCACGUUCCAGGCACUCCAUCCCUGUUCCCUCCAUCCCAGCCACAUUCCCAGCUCCUCCAUCCUGCAUCCCUGUGCACAGAUGAUCCCACCUGGGGCUGAUCCAAGCCCUGCCCUGCUGGAAAACUCCCCCCCGUUCCUUGCUCGCAUCCCAAAUUCCGUGAUCCCCUCUGUGCCCUUCUGCUCCACCUGGGAGCUGCUCCAGCACCUGGAACUGCGGGAUCUGUCCCGGGUCAGGAUCUGUCCUGGAUCUGUCCUGGGUCGGGAUCUGUCCUCAUUUCGGAUCUCUCCCUGUUCCGGAUCUCUCCAGUGUUUCCUGGACGGUCCCUACGGAAGCCCGAGCUGGCGGAUCUUCACCUCGGAGCACGCCGUGCUCAUCGGAGCCGGCAUCGGGAUCACCCCCUUCGCCUCCAUCCUGCAGAGUAUCAUGUUCCGGUACCGGCGGCGGAUGCGGAGCUGCCCCAGCUGCCGUUUCUCCUGGAGAGAGGAAGAGCGGGAUGAGGAGAUGACGCUCCGGAAGGUGGAUUUUGUCUGGAUCACGCGGGAGCAGCAGCACCUGCAGUGGUUCCUCAGCCUCCUGGCCCAGCUGGAGGCGCAGCAGGCGGAGCUGGAGCCGGGAGGGAAGUUCCUGGAGCUGCACCUGUUCAUGACCUCGGCCCUGGGCAAGGGGGACGUGAAGGCGCUGGGGCUGCAGCUGGCGCUGGAUCUGCUGGCGGCCCAGGAAAAGCGGGAUUCCAUCUCCGGCCUCCGCAGCCGCACCCAGCCCGGCCACCCCGACUGGGACAAGCUAUUCGGGAAGGUGGCGGCGGAGCGGCGCGGGAAGGUCCGGGUGUUCUUCUGCGGCUCCGCGGGGCUGGCCAGGAUCAUCCGCAGGCACUGCCGGAGCUUCGGAUUCGCCUUUUCCAAGGAAAACUUCUGAGCCGACAGGAGCGCUUCCCGCCGGCAGCCGAUCCCAUUCCCAGCUCGGAUCCGCCACGGAAACCUGGGAAAAGCUCCUGCAGAUCCGAGGAAUAAAAAAGAUGGAAAAGUUUCCUUUGGAUCUGAGGAAUGAUUCAGGACAAGACGGGAAUGUUGGGGUCGAUGGAAGCAAUUCCAGCUCCUUGGCAAAACCAAGGGAAAACUGGGAUGGGAAUUGGUGUCCGAGAGGUGCCGCUCCCUCCAGCCCGGAAUCUGCGCUGGAUUGGGAUUGGUUUUCCUGGUAAACCAAGAGAAUCCAGGAAUCAGGAGCUGGCCAGGCCAUGGAUAACAAUUCCUCUUGGAAUUCCUGAUUUUCCAGCCUUUUCCACGCCUGGGAUCCGCUCCGUAGCGACGGCUCCUCGCGGGCAAGGCGCGGAAUUCCCGAGAUCAGUGUCGGAUAGGGAUUGAAUCCCAUUCGUCCGGUGCAGGGGGGGUUCUGCCGGCUUCAUCCCGAGCUGGGCGGGUUUUAGGGAUGGAGGAUUUGGAAUUUCUUUGGAAUCAUGGAAUGGUUUCUGUUGGAAAAGCCCUCGGAGCUCCUGGAGUCCAACCAUGCCGCUGUCCCCAGGUGCCACAUCCCAAGGGUUUCAACCCCUCCGGGAUGGGAUCCCAUCCCUGCCUGGCAGCUGUUCCAGCCCUGGAGCUUUUCCAGGUGGGAAUUUUCCAGGUGGGAAUUUUCCAGGUGGGAAUUUUCCCCCUAUUCCCAAACCCCCCUUGGCGCAGCCGCUCUCCCCGAGGGCAUCAGAGCCGCCAUUCCGCACGCGCGGAUCUCCCGCCUCCCUUGGCCGCUCAUUAAUCAAUCAUUAAUCAUUAAUGAACCCCCGCUAAUGAGCGCGAGCGCCGCCCGCGCCUCCCU